This is a messenger RNA of Prunus armeniaca (apricot), 273 nucleotides long. The record is from the annotation of a GenBank genome assembly. Lineage: Eukaryota; Viridiplantae; Streptophyta; Magnoliopsida; Rosales; Rosaceae.
AUGUUAUGUACUAAUCAUGUAGUGCUAGUGGUGGUGGUGAUGAAGGUGGAGUUGGUGGUUGUGGUAGUGGUGGUGGUGAGGAUGGCAGUUGUGGAGGUUGCGGUGGUGGUGGAUGUGGAUGUGGUGGUUGUGGUAGUGGUGGCUAUGGUGGUAGUUGUGGAGGUGGUGAAUGUGGUAGUGGAGGUGAUGGAGUUGGAUGUGGAAGUGGAAGUGGAGGUGGUGUCAUUUUUCAAAAUGAAUUAUGGUAUUUUGGGAAUUAAAAAAAUUAAUUAA